Messenger RNA from Electrophorus electricus (electric eel), 2579 nucleotides. RefSeq names its product cartilage oligomeric matrix protein (gene comp). Gene Ontology annotation, cellular component: extracellular region. Gene Ontology annotation, molecular function: calcium ion binding. Gene Ontology annotation, biological process: cell adhesion. Lineage: Eukaryota; Metazoa; Chordata; Actinopteri; Gymnotiformes; Gymnotidae. The record is from RefSeq and is a predicted model, not a curated record.
ACUCUCACAGUUCUAAACUGGUAUAGGAGAACACCAACGAAAUGCACUGGAUUUUGUUAUUAUGUGGAUUUCUUAAUCUGGACAGGAGUGCAGUGUUUGGGCAAGGAACAUCAAGAGAUGGCGAGAUAAUUAACCAGAUUAAGAGCACAAACAAGGCUCUGGCUGAUAUCAAGGAACUGCUUAAACAACAGAUAGAGGAAAUUGUGUUUCUGAAAAACACAGUUAUGGAGUGUGAGGCCUGUGGCAUGCGUACAGAAAUGGAGAAAAAGCCUUCCUGUGAUCCCAGUCCCUGCCACCCGGGGGUGAAGUGCAUCGCGAAGGUUGACGGCGUCAAAUGCGGCCCGUGUCACGCGGGCAUGGUGGGCAACGGCACCCACUGUGCAGACGAAGAUGAGUGUAGUGUGAUGCCAUGCCAUAUGGGUGUGAGAUGUAUCAACACAUCUCCUGGUUUCCGAUGUGGUCCGUGUCCUGCUGGCUAUACAGGUCCCCAUGUGCAAGGAUUUGGACUAGCCUAUGCUACAGCCAACAAACAGGUUUGCAGAGACAUAAAUGAAUGUGAAGCCUCAAAUGGUGGCUGUGUGGAGAACUCCAACUGUGUGAACACACCGGGGUCUUUCCGCUGUGGCCGCUGUAAGCCAGGCUAUACUGGGGACCAGACACACGGCUGCAAGCCUGAUCGGGCUUGUGGAAACGGGCAGCUCAACCCCUGCCAUGCCAGUGCCGAGUGUAUCGUCCAGCGUGAUGGCACUAUAGCGUGUGCUUGCGGAGUUGGCUGGGCUGGUAAUGGAUAUUUAUGUGGACCAGACAUGGAUAUUGAUGGCUUCCCAGAUGAAAAAUUGCAAUGUCCUGAGAUAAUCUGCACAAAGGAUAACUGUCUCACUGUACCCAACUCUGGGCAAGAAGAUGCUGACAAGGACAGCAUUGGAGAUGCGUGUGAUGAUGAUGCAGAUGGAGAUGGGAUCCUGAAUACAGAGGACAACUGUGUGCUUGUCCCAAAUGUGAACCAGAGGAAUGUUGACCAGGAUGAUUAUGGAGACGCUUGCGACAACUGCCGCCUGGUUAAAAAUAACGACCAAAAGGACACUGAUCUUGAUGGCAAGGGUGAUGAAUGUGAUGAAGACAUUGAUGGUGAUGGGAUCAAGAAUGACAAGGACAACUGCAUCAAGGUUCCCAAUGCUGACCAGAUAGAUCGAGAUGGUGAUAAUGUUGGUGAUGCCUGUGACAGCUGUCCUUACAUUCGCAAUCCUGACCAGCUGGACAUUGAUAAUGACCUGAUUGGUGAUCCUUGUGACACCAACAAAGACAGUGAUGGAGAUGGCCAUCAGGACUCACGUGAUAACUGCCCGGCAGUCAUCAACAGCUCUCAGCUGGACACUGACAAAGACGGCAAAGGGGAUGAAUGUGAUGACGAUGACGACAAUGACGGCAUUCCUGAUCUCCUCCCUCCUGGCCCGGAUAACUGCAGACUCAUUCCCAACCCACUACAGGAAGACUCAGACGAGGAUGGAAUAGGAAACGUCUGUGAGAAGGACUUUGACAACGACACGGUAAUCGACCCGAUUGACGUGUGCCCCGAAAAUGCUGAGGUCACCCUUACUGACUUCAGAGCCUACCAGACUGUGGUUCUGGACCCGGAAGGAGAUGCCCAGAUCGACCCCAACUGGGUAGUACUCAAUCAGGGAAGAGAGAUUGUUCAAACUAUGAACAGUGACCCUGGACUAGCUGUUGGUUACACGGCAUUCAAUGGUGUGGACUUUGAAGGGACGUUUCAUGUAAAUACAGUAACGGAUGAUGACUACGCUGGCUUCAUCUUUGGGUAUCAGGACAGCUCAAGUUUUUAUGUGGUUAUGUGGAAGCAGGUGGAGCAGAUUUACUGGCAGGCUAAUCCUUUCCGAGCUGUGGCUGAACCGGGAAUCCAACUCAAGGCUGUGAAAUCAAACACGGGACCUGGGGAGAACCUCCGCAACUCGCUGUGGCACACAGGUGACUCCCCCGACCAGGUGAAGCUACUGUGGAAGGAUCCGAGGAACGUCGGCUGGAAGGACAAGACCUCGUACCGAUGGUUCCUGCAGCACAGACCCCACGAUGGAUACAUCCGGGUUCGUUUCUAUGAGGGCCAGCAGAUGGUUGCAGACACAGGGAUUAUUAUUGACACGACCAUGAGAGGUGGCAGACUAGGGGUGUUCUGCUUUUCACAAGAGAACAUCAUCUGGGCCAAUCUACGCUACCGAUGCAAUGAUACCCUUCCAGAAGACUUUGACACAUACAGAUCCCAGCAAAUCCAUCUUCAGAUUUAACACUUAGCAACUGUCGCAAAUUCCCAUAUUACCAUAAUGACUCACCCAGCUCACACUAGACAACUGUAAAUAACUGUAAGAAGUUAUGCCUGUAUGAUAAAAAGAAGAAUUAAGCACAUCUGCAUUUUCAUUAUAUGCUUCCAUUCACUUCCUUUACUUCUUGUUGCCUUUUCACCACAAUGUUGUAAACUUGUACUUCAAUAGCGACUACAUUCUGACACGGUGUAAAUUUAAAUGUUUCACUGUGUACAAGCUGAAAUAAAAGUGCUUUGUAUUGCUGUA